Molecule: messenger RNA, 4122 nt
Organism: Colias croceus (clouded yellow)
Lineage: Eukaryota; Metazoa; Arthropoda; Insecta; Lepidoptera; Pieridae
Gene: Drak
Product: serine/threonine-protein kinase 17A
Exons: 7
Coding region: 429-1910 (493 amino acids)
Biological process (GO): protein phosphorylation; intracellular signal transduction; positive regulation of apoptotic process
Cellular component (GO): nucleus
Molecular function (GO): protein serine/threonine kinase activity; ATP binding
Source: RefSeq, a predicted model, not a curated record
GUCGCUAGGAGACGGGAGUCCGCGACUAGCUCUCUUGGCAGAAACGUGUAUGGCGAAGUGCGAUCGACUCGUCGAUACGCAGCUGUCCUGCCGCGUUUAUCAAAUUUAUAAAAGUUUUCUCGAAACGCGUGUGUAAAUAAACAGUUUGUUUUAUUUCGUUUUGAAUAUGAAGUGAUACAAAUGUUUGUUUAAACGUGCCGAUUUAAGUGAAGCUGAAGCAUUCGUAACAGUAACUGCUUCUCGCAAUGACAUGGGAGAGCAUUCAGUUACCUUUUGAGAAACCAGAGGCAUUUAAAAUGUUUCUUAUGGCCUAAUUGAUGUCUUUGUAACGUAUAAGUGAUACUUUGGUAAUAAGGACUAAAUAGUGUGUUCUUUUGGUGACAUUAGCGAUUGUUUGUUUCGGUUCGUCAGUCGUCUACACGUUCAAAAUGAGUGUUUUGAGUGGAAUAUGUAAGGCUGAUAUAAAAACGGCGAGUGAUGGACUAUUGGAGCUGGCCGAGGAGAAGCUGCGAAGCAUCAUGCGCUCGGAUCCCAUCACAGACACCUACCACGUCGAACAAACCCCAUUCGCAAGGGGUAAAUUCGCAUCGGUCCGCAAGAUCCGUCACCUGGUCUCCGGCGAGGAGUACGCGGCGAAGUUCAUACGCAAGCGGCGGCGCGCCGCGGACACGACGCGAGAGAUACACCACGAGGUGGCCGUGCUGGCGUUGUGCGCUGACUGCACGCGCGUUGUACGAUUACACGAGGUAUACGAGACUCGUUCAGAAGUUGCCAUAGUGCUGGAGCUGUGCGCGGGCGGCGAGCUGCAGCGCCUGCUUGACGAAGAAGAGCGGCUGACAGAAGGCGCGGCACGAAGGGCCCUGCGGCACGCGCUAGAGGGCCUCGCGCACCUUCACGCGCGCCGCGUGGCCCACCUCGACCUGAAGCCGCAGAACCUGCUGCUCUCCGCGGGCGGCGAGGAGCUGGUUAUAUGCGACUUUGGUAUCAGCCGCGCGAUCCAGCCGGGCGCGCACGUGCGGGAGAUAUUGGGCACGAGGGAUUAUGUCGCACCAGAGAUCCUCUCGUACGAGCCGCUGUCCCUAGCAGCCGACAUCUGGUCGGUGGGCGUGCUCGCGUACGUGCUGCUGAGCGGCUACUCGCCGUUCGCGGGCGACACCAAGCAGGAGACGUACCUGAACAUCGCGCAGUGCCAGCUCAGCUUCCCGCCGGAGCUGUUCCGCGGCGUCUCGCAGCGAGCCGUGCAGUUCAUCAGGGAGACGCUUGUGGUUGAUCCAAAGGGUCGUCUUACAGUGGAAGAGUGCCUGGAGCACCCCUGGUUGAAAGACGACGCGGACAUUCCGCGCGCGAUCGUCGGCCUCGGCUUCGGCGCGUCCGAGCUCGGCUCCGACGGCGAUGACGUCACCGAUGACGUCACGUGCCACCCCAGAGACGAAGUGCACGUCAACGGGAUCAACGGAGUGAACGGAAUCAACGGAGUUAACGGAAUCAAUGGUGUAAAUGGAGUCAACGGGCAUAAUGGUGUUAGUAAAUGCAACGGCACGACCAAUGGCACGCAUGAGGAUAAAGUUGCAGAGCCCGACGCAGCGGCGCCGUCGGAGAGCCGCGAGGAGGAGGAGCGCGACAAGCCGCUGAAGCACGCGCGGGACGCCUCGCCGCCCUUCCCCGACGCGCCCUCCACACCCAAGGUGUCGCGUAAAUCCCACCCGCCGCCGCCGUCCGUGCUCGCGCUCUGCAAGAAGUUCCAGCCCGACUACGAGAAGCCCGCCAAGCUGCCGCACGCCCACGCCCACGCUCACACCCACGCUCACACCCACGCCCACGCUCACGGAGAGUGCGGCGCGUGUGCAUGUGCGUGCCCCGCGCCGUGCCUGCGCAUGCGCGCCACGCAGGACCGCGCCGUGCUGUGCUAGCGCUCGCUUUGCUGCCUCUGGCGGCUCUGCUGACCCUAGCGCGGGUAGGGUCCCGGAUCCGGAGUGCGGGGCGCUCUAGAGAUACGGAUCCCGCUCUAAAAGUGUCGGAUCCCGCUCUAAUGGUGGUGGGAUCCCACUAAGGACCCCGCUCAAGUGGUGAUGGACCCCGCUCUAGUUGCGAAGGAUCUUGCUCUAGUGGUGCGAUUUAGCGGCUCUAGCGUGAAUCGCCCUAGCUAUUCGUGGAAUACCCUAGGGUUCGAAAGACUAGUGACAUUGCAGCUCUGGAGGAUUAGUGUGUGCGCUCUGGAAUUGAAGUGGCCUUAGAAGCAAGUGGUGUAGGGUCCCGGGACCCGCGUUCUGUGACGUAUUGAGUGACUCUAGGAGUUGAGUGUCCGCAGUAGUGAGGGGUGGCCGGAGACACGCGCACUGGGCGGGCUAGCGGCAAGGGACUAGUGAUAUAGUACUUGUAUUAAUAGAAAUCAUGUUACUUUUGUGAAAUAUUUUUUAGAGUAUAUGUAUUAUAAUCUAGAAGUUUUCAGAGUCGUGUAUUCUAGCCUAAAACGAGGCAGGAAGGUGAUACGAUUAAUGUAAAAUUUCAAGAUCCCACCCGGCAACCCUGGCUUUUUAUAUGUAUUUUCCGAAACCCAGUGCGCGUUAACUGUCAACACUCGCGACCGUUCUGUGCCUUUAAAAGUACAAUUGUAGCUAGAAUUAAAUAUUUGUAGCCGUAGCAUUAUUGCACUCGUAUUUUAGUGUAACACGUGCGAAUAUGUUUGAGUGCGCCGAAGUGAUAAUGUGCGAAAUAUAUACUUAACAAAAUGAGUGCCAAUUUCCUAACGCUAUUAUUAUACCAAUUUCGAUUUAAGUGUGUGCUGUACAUGACAAAUCGGAAGUAUGGGAGGAUGUUGUACUUUCAGUAAAAUCAAUUAUAUUUUUAGGAAAUCAUAGCUUUUUUACCUACUUGAUAAAAAAGUAAAUUCCAUACUUCCGCUUCGCCAUUUAAACUUGUGGCUGCGAGUUCUGUGUAUGUUAUUGUUAACUGGCAUAGAUUAUAACGAUUCACCAUUGAAAGAGAUUACCAACGGUUUUGAACUGUUUAUGGAUCACACGCACAAACACGUAUCACAUACUUCGUUGUGUCGUUCCGUUGGUCGCGAGUGUGCGAGUCGCAGAGCCAUCCUGCGCUCAUUGUUGAAAUGUAUUACUUUUAAUGUUUACAUGUCCAAGCUAAGCCGACUGGCCGUGUAAAUAGACCUAGAAUAAGCCAAUUUGUGUAUAUUUUUUUAAGUAGGGACCCGAUUACGCGAACUCGUAAACGCGACAAUAUUAGAGUAAUAAAUUAUGGAACUACGCACGUGUUGUCCUCGUUCACGAUGCUGACGUCGUCGAUUGCGUUCCAAAUCGAAAUCGCGUUUGCACGGCUAUCGGUUUCGAGUUCGUGUAGUAAUCGCGCUCCUACAUCGACGGUACAAAAUGCAUAAUUAUACGCCAGCGAACGAGAGUACGGAGCUUGUAAAGUAAAUGUGUUCGUAAGAUUACUUAAGUCGGCCGAGAGAUGCGCCCGCACCGCCCGAGCUGUACAUAAUCCAUACUUUACCGCGGUCUUAAUUUAUUUGAUAUAUGAGGUGCGGCUUCUCGGCGCUAAAUACUUACUUAGCUAAUAAAUUUGUUAUAUUGUAACGGUAACGUUCGUGAAUUGUAUUCUAGCCACUAAGUGUUUAGAUAUGUUUUAAAGAAUAAUGUACGUUACGUAUGUGAAAUGUAGUGACGCGUUCGUUGACCCAAAAAUGGGACCAAAAUUUUGUGUAGUCGCAUAUUAUUCCAUAACGAUGGAAAUGUUUAAACAUGUUUAAAAAUGUACAUUAAUGUACAAUAAGAAAUUUUAUCACUGUGAGUGACCGCGUUCGGGUUGUUGAAUAGAUAGGAAAUUGUUAAAUAAUGGAUUAUUGCGAUGAGCUCAAAUCUUAACGAUUUAGUUACUCUUGUAAAUCUUAGCUUAAUGGAAUUAUAGUGCCUUCGCGCCGCCUUGUUAAUUCCCCUUAUUUCUUAAUUGUCUUUUAAUUUUGCCUGUGUAUAGUUUUAUUUCGUUUACAAGAGAUUACUAAUUUGAUUUUUUUUACAUUUUUCUCAAACUUAACUCGAAGAUUUUAUUGUCCUCAGAGCUGUUGUGAUCCAUAACUCAUUUGUAAAAAUAAAUUAUUGUGAUACAAAA